CGCCCCCUAGUUGUGAGCUCUCGUGCUCUUGCGCUGACCCCGCCCCCUCCUCGUCAGGCCUUCUCACUGAUUGGCUGGCGGGCGGUGUCAUGAGAAGUGUUAUGAGCCGGUUGUGUGUGACUAAACUUCCGCAGAUCCUGCAGCCGAAUACCAGACUGGAGACAUGCGCGUGGCAGUGAUUGGAGCUGGCGUCAUCGGGCUAUCGACGGCUCAGAGCAUCUAUGAGCGCUAUCAUUCCACUGUCACUCCUCUGACCAUCGAGGUGUACGCAGACCGUUUCACUCCACUGACCACGAGUGAUGGAGCUGCCGGCUUCUGGCAGCCGUACCUGUACGACAAAGGCAACGUCAAUGAGACACAAUGGAAUAAAGAGACAUUUGACUACUUGCUGAGCUUCCUCAGUUCACCAGAGUCCAUAAAAAUGGGUAUAUUCCUUCAGUCUGGCUAUAACGUCUGCACUGAACCAACCCCAGAUCCUUCCUUUAAAGAUUCUGUCCUAGGUUUCAGAAAGCUCAGUGACCGGGAGCUGCAGUUGUUUCCUGGAUACAGUUAUGGGUGGUUCAACACUGCUCUCAUGGUGGAAGGCAAAACUUACUUGCCCUGGCUGAUGGAUUGGUUGCAGAAGCGUGGAGUGAAAUUUUACCACAGGAAAAUAGAGUCCUUCAAGGAGUUGGCAGAAACUGGGGCAGACGUGAUCAUUAACUGCACUGGCGUGAGAUCAGGUGAUCUUCAGCCGGACCCAGACCUGAAACCAGGCCGCGGUCAGAUUGUGAAGGUGGAUGCUCCGUGGUUGAAGCAUUGGAUUAUUACCCACAACUUCAAGACGGGAUUCUACAACUCGCCGUACAUCAUCCCAGGGAGUCGUCUUGUGACUGUGGGUGGGGUUUGCCAGAUUGGAAACUGGAGUGAACAGAACAACUCCAUUGACCAUAAGGACAUCUGGGAAGAGGCCUGCAAGCUCGUGCCCAGUCUCCAGCAUGCCAAGAUAGUGGACGACUGGUCCGGCCUCAGACCUGUUAGAACUAAAGUCCGACUGGAGCGGGAGACCAUUCAGGCUGGUAUUACUAACAUGGAGGUGAUCCACAACUACGGCCAUGGAGGUUUCGGACUCACCAUUCACAGGGGCUGCGCUGAGGAGGCAGCGAGGCUCUUCGGUCAGAUCGUGGACGCAAAAGGCAACGGACCAAGAGCUCGCUUGUAAAUUUGAGUCAUGGUGAAGACACUUCAAUUUAAAUUUCAUAAUCAGUGCCUUUUAAUUUAGUGCAAUUUCUUUAGUGCAAUAGAAAUCAGUGGGGGUAACAUGAUGAAAUGUUACAAAAAGUUCCGUCCAGUAUUAAUUAAUAGAUGGUUCAUCUAUGGAAGCAAUAAUUUGAAAAGUAUAGAAUGUUUACAUGACAAUGAAAAGCUCAGUAAAAGUAGAUACUGACAUUAUUUGGCGAUGAAGCCAAAUCUUAGAUUUUCUUUAGUAGAAAAUAACAACAGUAAUCCAGUGCUCUUUUUGAAAGAUCAUUUACUACGAUAUUAUACACAUUUACACCCAGAGUAUUGACAAGAAUCUGUGCACACAGACACACAACGCAGUACUCUAUCUCAAACACUGGCAGGUUAAGUGUGAGCCUGCUGCUGGAUCUGUGCUGGAUGCUGUUCGUUUGUGUUGUUGUUUUUUAUUACUUUCAUCAGUGUGUUACUGAUAGAAACAGAUUUGUCAAAGUCUUUUUCCACAUCACCUUUUUUUUUUUUAAACAAACAAAAGCAAAGACAACACUAAACCAGGUAUCAAUGCGCUUUUCACAGAAAGUAACAUCCGGGUGAAUGAGUUCCAUCUGUGCACAAUCUCUGAGUGAAGCAAAAGAUGCAACAUGACUUUAUGGUCCUAACACCAUAUACUCAUUUACUGCUAUUUAAAUUUGAGACACAUUUGGGUCAUUGCAGUGUCGAAAUUGCAAUGUCCUAAUACUUUUAUAAUUUGUCCAGGAUCAGUGGACUCAUUCAGUUUGUGUUAUAAAUCUUGCACCUUUGUCGAUUGUAUUAUGCUCUGAUUCAGACUUUGACAGAUUUAUCAGCUUAUUGCCAUAUUAUGAUCCAGAAAUCGUGUUAUUAGAGUAAUAACUGGAGUUAAAUCUGUCUUAACCUUACUUUUUAUGAGAGAAUAAAUACUAGAAUGUGAAAUACUCUAGUUUAAAUAAAAAGUAUAAUGAUGA
Molecule: messenger RNA, 2201 nt
Organism: Solea solea (common sole)
Lineage: Eukaryota; Metazoa; Chordata; Actinopteri; Pleuronectiformes; Soleidae
Product: D-amino-acid oxidase-like
Exons: 11
Coding region: 164-1201 (345 amino acids)
Molecular function (GO): D-amino-acid oxidase activity; FAD binding
Source: RefSeq, a predicted model, not a curated record